Messenger RNA from Neolamprologus brichardi, 4615 nucleotides. Lineage: Eukaryota; Metazoa; Chordata; Actinopteri; Cichliformes; Cichlidae. The record is from RefSeq and is a predicted model, not a curated record.
UGACACAACAUCUGUCUUUCUUCUCCAGGUUCGUAUACAGUGCAGGCAGAAGCAAUGUUGGCAGUUCGGUAAGAUGGCAAAGACGCGCUCCGAGGGAUACUGUUUGCAGACUGAUACGCUCCUCCGAGGCGACGCUGCACGUGGGGCCGUUUCCCGACACUAGCACGGGGCUUCUUUGGUGGGAUCUCUGGGUUGACCUUGUGCGUCGAGGUUGAGGCUGUUGAUGCUGUUGAGGCUGCUGGCGCACACUGGGAACGCUCUGGUGUGUGUUCAUCAUCGGAGGAGCGGAGGGAAAAUUCGUGGAUGCCACAGAUUGCAUCCAAGACGUUGGGAUGUCCGUUAGAUGCAGCGUGUGCUCUUUGUGAACUCUGCCAGCCGAACCGUGCUCCGCUGCGCUGACACAGUAACGGAAAAGGAGAUAUAUGUAAUACCUAGCCAGUUUCCUUGUGUCUACUGCAAUACACUGAGGGAUAUCCGGAGUGUGGGAUCCAGCGCUCUUAUAUUCCAUCGCAUGCAGGGAUUCUAAGUCGGAUUUCGGGAUGUACAACCCAUCUACCUUUGUCCACAUGUCCCUUAGAAGCUGUAGGCCCAUCUGAAGUGUCCUCACAUCCCUGAACGAGGCGGCGUGCAGGUAGCCCGUGGCAGGCGAGCCGCUCAUCACCAAACACUCAAACAGGUUGGCUGUUGCUGUCCCCGAAAACGUGAUCUCUCUGCGAGAGUUCAUAUUCUAUUUACCUGUCGAGAGAGAAAGGACGGGGAAGAUUGCUCUGGUUUCGCUGUAUUUCAACAACCGACCCCACAGCUCUGCCAAUGGCUGCCGCUGCGCGCCCCGGCAGGAUCAAACGACACUGCGACUUGCUUUUCGAUCUGGUCGAAAAAUACAGUCCGUUUCACGUGAGGACGUUUCGCUAUAAUGAUCUACAAGGGAUACUGUCUGUCGUCUCGGAGACCGGCCGAAGUAGAUUCGUGCCAGUUCCCAGUUGCGACACGGUGGCCGAACUGGAAAGAUAUAUACGAGAGGAAGAUCGGAGCGAUGUGCAGCUGUUAGCCGUACAGGAGAUAGCCGUACAGGAAGAGGCUAAAAUCAGCAAGCAAACAAAAUACCUCCUGGUGUACAUAAUAAAUGCGACAUCCAGUAAGUACAACUCUGUGGUGGUGUUUCUCAUGACUAACCCUAAGAUUACCGCCCCGUACUCUAAGAAUGUCAGCGACCUACUGGACAAUACAAACCGGCUGAUUAAAACAAACACCACACGCACUUCGUUCCUACCCACGUUCGCCGCGCAACCACCCGAACGCAUACAUCCGAGGCCCCAGGGCGAUCACCCGAUACUCCAUGUGCAUCGUCCACAAACCUACAGUUCACCCGCAAUAGAAAGAAAGUUCUCCCGCUCCAUAGACAGUUUCCAUAGAGAGUACGUCGACGUAGCUGACUGUGAAGCUACGGUAAACCCUUGGUCCGUGUACAACGGACUACCCAGUAACCUGCAGUGUUCCAUUGACGUUCAGCAGUCAAUGCAAGAUCCCAGUAUGCUGUUGGGCCGAGGCGGGUUCGGCAUCAUCGUGGAAACCUCCACCGUGCAAGUUGCAAAAGUUAACAUGUUCCCAGAAAUGGCAGACUGGAGCCUGCCGUUCAUAGAGGAUCAGUUUAGCCGAUACGCGCACAUCGCCACUCAAGUGGAAGAAAUCGCCAUAGGCGUUUCGAUGAAGCACCCAAACAUACUACGUACCUUCGGAGGAUACUGGUGCGACAUACCGCAGUAUCCGUUAGGCGGCAGGGCCGUGAUCGUGAUGGAGAGAGCCCUGUUCUCCUUACAAGAAUUCAUGGCUAAGAUGAACAAACUGCAGACGCCUAAAUCGAGCACCUCCACCGACAGCGCCACGUACCUGGCGAUGAUACCCAUUGUGGAAUUGGAUACAUUGAGAGGACUGGAGUACCUACACGCGAGACACGUUCAACACCGAGACCUGACGUACAGAAAUAUCCUCGUGUGCCAUCAACCCGGUAGAAAACCGGUGGAGCUGUCGUUUAAGAUCAGCGAUUUCGGCACAGCCUGCAACUACUCGACUCCAGACCAGCAACGGGGCAAUCGCGUGCACACGCCCCCCGAGGUGCUCUGGUGCCUAAAUUCCACCACGGCCAGCGACGUGUUCAGCUGGUAUUGUGUCAUGUGGGAACUGUACACAGGAUCCCCGUUGAUAGAAUACAGGCCUGCUCAGACGCCGUCCGAAUUCUGUAAGAAGACCUACGGGGAUAGCCUCUCUAGACUCGUCGGCGUGUACACGCCUUCGGACCCCACGACUGCAUUUCAAAGCAACUACAUGAAAGCGUACGACGCCGAGACGCUGUACGGCAAGUACGGACACUCUAGGCCCACCACCGCAGCCAUUGGGCGUACGCUGGGUGAAAUGGGCCGCAACGUGCGAGACAAAGCUUUUGUUAACAUGGGCGUGCUUUGCAUCACCUUGUUUCCCCAAGAACGUAGCACGCCCGGCGAGUUGUUGAAAUUGAACCGUUACACGUAUUUGAACGACGACGUAUCACACACCACCUCGCCGGUUCAUGUAAUCCCCAGUAAUAUGCGGGUGGGCCAGUACAGAGCGACGGAUGCCAUCGUAGCAAACGACUGUGUUCCCGACCACUUCCGCGUACUAGUACAACAAAAGAAGCUUGGGGUGCAUACACACGCGAGCAAAAGGUACUACGGCAUAGACUUGUUACGCUUAUCGCCGGAUUUGCAACCCGCCGCGUGGUAUAGAGAAAAAGAAACAGCGCUGUCCGAUCGCGUCAGAAAGGCAUGCUCCGAAAAGCGUAGAGCUGGCGAAUCGCUGGAAUGUACUCUGGAGACGCUCUGCGCUGCAGAUGCCGACCGCGUAGGGGCGUUUGUUCCGUGUGCAAAACGAACACAGGCCGCCGCGCAGCCGGGCGCGGUGCCCGGCAUGCACAAUGUCACGGCGGACGCUGCCCUUAGAGGCCACCGGCCGAGCGAUAAAACGGAGGGGCGACCGCUUACGGGUGUUGUUACCGCGGAGGACGCGCUUACCCGCGCACCCUCGGUCCCACAGGUGCCAGCUGCGUACAAUGUAGCCGCUGCGGGAAACCAUCAGUCGAGAACGCAGCAAGGUCAGACGACUAGCCCGUCUCUCGGUCAACCCAGUCGCGUCAAAUGCCUUGUUCGUACUAAGCAGACCAAAGGCGAGUCCAACGUCACCAUGGUCAUUGUCACGAACCCCACGGAGGACGACGUUGCGUGUUUCGAACGCGACGUCGUGGAAAGAGCAUGUCGACUGACAAAAGAACAUCCCUCAUUGUUUGCUGGACCUAGGGAAUCCGUGUACAAGCAAGCUAAGGCUCAUGGGCUGUACGUGUUUCAAUACGGUCAGUUCUUCAGAUCCACCAAGAUGAUCAACUGGGUGUUGCAACAGGGAGAGUCCUUUUAUCCGUGUUUGAUGCAGGUUCUCUUGACAUUGAAAGCUGCCGCCGAGAACAACGUGCUACCUACGAACAUGGCAGCUGAGCAUCUACUACUCGGCCAAGGGGCUGUGAUGAUCGACAUAGUGGGUUAUCUGAGCGCUCACUUUCCCCAGCCGGACCAUCAACAGUUGCUAGGUGCCCACAGCCCGAGAAUUACAUCUGUGUGUUUGGAACUGCUUAGUAAGCACGAGCCGGGAUCUUCCGCUGUGCCAUUUCUAGAGAAAUGGCAGUCUUCCUUUUCAAAUAGCCAAGACAUAGAGCGUUUGGUCACAGAGUUGAGCCGGCGGAAUGUUGCCAGCGCUAUCACAAGAGUUCAGCCCGUUGUGUCAUCGCUAGCGCACACACACUUUACGUUCAGAGAAUAUUUGUCCGACGUACCAAAUUGGGUAGGCUCGAGGGUCGGCGAGGCCAACUUGAAUAAAUGUACAGCUAAGGUUCUGGUGUGCGGAAACCCGACCCGUCUUCCGUUCGCGCAGUUUUCCAAGACCGCGUGCCGCCCGGACUCGGCCCCCGGCGCGGCCGAUGUGACACUCGACCACAGCGGACUCGUCAAAGACCUUGUGAGAAACAUUGUCUUGCGAGUAAAGGCUAAGGCGCUACGGGAUACCGCGUUCGCAGUUACCACUCUGGACUGCACUCAGGGUCUUACUAAGAUCACACUAAGAGCUAGUGCACUUUCAGGAAUCCCAAGCGUGGACGAGCUAAAGCAACAUAUGUUUGAGUCCCUCGAUCUACUACGCCUGUACACUCACGACGUGGCAGCGCUGUUGGAUUGGGCUCCUGUUAUAAAAAUCACAAAACAUGUCACGUUGACUCCCCUGUCAAACUUCAGCUCGUAUCACUACAAGAUAAUUAUACUACUAGUGUGUAUCGAUACAAAGGGGACCAACAAAGGAGCAAUCAAGACACUGGACGAACUGUUUAGGGGUGUGCCACUUUACUGCACAACGGACUAUUGAGCAUUGUCUGCCGCGCGCACGCAGGAUAAUCAACAUGAGAGGGCUGAUCAACGUUGGGACUCACUGCGCCGUAAACAGCGUAUUGCAGUGUCUGUAUGUCACAGACGACUUUAGGAUCACGCUGACCGGAGGCCUCUGUGGCUUUGAUGAUGAUGACGACGAUGACGCCGUCUGCGAUAGA